Molecule: messenger RNA, 809 nt
Organism: Clupea harengus (Atlantic herring)
Lineage: Eukaryota; Metazoa; Chordata; Actinopteri; Clupeiformes; Clupeidae
Product: protein HP-25 homolog 2-like
Exons: 6
Coding region: 2-268 (88 amino acids)
Source: RefSeq, a predicted model, not a curated record
CAUGCACAGCUUUGUGCAUAUCAGGUUAGCACUACUGAUCUUGGCUACGCUACCAGUAACAAUGACUCGUCAAGAUCCCGAGCGUGUUUGUGGAAUGCCAGGCUUCCCCGGCCCACCUGGAGCACGCGGGCUUCCUGGACCUACUGGACCUACUGGCUUCCCUGGACCAAUUGGACGCACAGGAAUGCCCGGAAGCCCAGGCCUCUGUCAAUGCUCUAAGGACAGUUCAGAGGAAGAAGAGGAAGAAGACAAGGAACCAAACCCCUAAGACUACCUCAUCCCAACCAGAGGAGGAGAACAGGAGACUGUGUUUCUGAUCUGAGAUACUAUAAUCUUCUAAAGAUGUGACACCUGUAAUGUGUUUCUGAUCUGAGAUACUAUAAUCUUCUAAAGAUGUGAAACCUGUGUAAUGCUGUAAUAUUAGGCCUUUCCCUGCAGUGUUGACUAGAUUAUGAUGUCUCAGUGUGGACUACUAGGGUGUACCGAUUAAAUGAGAAAUAUGCUGAAAGAUAUUAAGUCUUCCGUCAGUCAGUGAGUGAGUAGGUGCAGUGGACACUUACUCCAUCUGGCAUCCUUCUCUGAAGGUAGUUCUCAAUGACUUUGUGUCUUUAGUCUCUUAAUGACAGUCUGAGUUGACUGUGAAGAGGUCUAAGUCUAAGAUUGUCACACUGUCUCGUGCAUAUACUGUAUUCUUGUACAAAUCUCUUACAGUGCCCUUGAGGAGUGUUAUUUAAUAUUAAUGAAAAAAACCUGAUGAAAAACUGUUUAUCAGAUGUUGUCUUUACUCAGCAAAUUUCAUCUAGCCCAUU